This is a messenger RNA of Oryctolagus cuniculus (rabbit), 5067 nucleotides long. The record is from RefSeq and is a predicted model, not a curated record. Lineage: Eukaryota; Metazoa; Chordata; Mammalia; Lagomorpha; Leporidae.
CUAACCCACCAACCCACUUGGGAUGACUGUCAACAGCUUUUACAGGCCCUCCUGACCACGGAAGAGCAGCAGCAGGUUUUCACAGAAGCCCGCAAAAAUGUGCCGGGGGAUGACGGCCGCCCCACUCAGCUACCUAACGAGAUUGAUGAGGUGUUCCCGCUGACUCGGCCUAAUUGGGAUUUCAAUACGACAGCGGAGGGGCGGAGCCAAGUCCGUCUCUACCGCCAGGUUCUCCUGACAGGGCUCCGAGGGGCAGGAAGGUGCCCCACCAAUUUGGCCAAGGUACGUGCGAUUGUGCAGGGUAGUGAGGAAACUCCGGCAGAAUUUUUAGAAAGGCUAAUGGAAAGAUACAGAAUGUAUACUCCCUUUGACCCACAGGCCCCUGACCGGCAGGCCGAUGUAAUCAUGUCCUUCAUUGGACAAUCGGCCCCAGACAUCCGCACAAGGCUACAGAGGCUGAAGGGGUUGCAGGGGUAUACACUGCAGGACCUAGUUAAAGAGGCAGAAAAGAUUUUCAAUAAAAAAAAAAAAAAGGAGAAAAGAAAAGAGAGGUUACGCAGAGAACAGGAACGUAGGAAAGACCAGAGAAAUAAAAAAAGGAACAAAGACUUAGUUAAAAUCCUAGCCACCGCAGUCACAGGACCAGAGCAGACUAAAGGCAGACAAGAUAGGGACCUGGGAGACAAACGGAGGCCACGGUUGGACCGAGACCAGUGCGCAUACUGCAAAGAAAGAGGACACUGGGCUAAGGAUUGCCCGAACAAAGGACAGCCAAGGCGCCAGCGGAGAGCGAUGCCCGUCUUGGCGCUGGAAGACGACGACUAGGUAGGUCAGGGCCAGGCGCCUCCCCCUGAGCCCCGGGUAACUCUAAAACUGGGAGGCUGGCCAGUCACCUUCCUGGUCGAUACGGGAGCCCAACAUUCAGUCCUCACAAUGGCCGGAGGCCCCCUUAGUUCCAAGACUUCAUGGGUCCAGAGGGCCACUGGAGAAAAACUGUACAAAUGGACUACUGAGCAUAAAGUCGACCUGGCAACAGGGCGGGUCACGCAUUCGUUUCUACUAGUGCUGGACUGCCCAUACCCCCUGCUGGGAAGGGAUCUGCUCUCAAAGGUUGGGGCCCAGAUCCAUUUCCAAGACAAGGGAGCCACAGUAGUCGGCCCCGCAGGCCAACCCCUCCAUGCGUUGACCCUCCAGCUGGAAGACGAACACAGCCUUCACGAGAGCCCCCUAUCAGCUCAGCCCCAAGUAACAUCUGAAUGGCUUACUAAAUUCCCCCAGUCUUGGGCGGAAACGGGAGGAGUAGGGCUGGCUAUCAGACAGCCCCCGGUGAUAGUAAACCUGAAGCCCAUGGCCACUCCCGUAUCAAUCCGCCAAUAUCCUAUGGCUGCGGAGGCGAAGAGUGAAAUUCGACCGCAACAGAGACUGAUAAAACUGGGCAUAUUGAGACCUUGUCGGUCACCUUGGAACACCCCUUUGUUACCAGUCAAAAAGCCUGGCUCUAAUGAUUACAGGCCAGUGCAAGACCUACGGGAAGUAAACCGUAGGGCUGAGGACAUUCACCCCACGGUCCCUAACCCAUACAACCUGUUGAGCACCCUGCCCCCGACCCGAACUUGGUAUACAGUGCUUGACUUGAAAGAUGCCUUCUUUUGUCUAAGACUGAGUCCCCAGAGUCAACCUCUCUUUGCCUUCGAGUGGAAAGACCCAGAGACUGGGUCUUCGGGACAACUAACAUGGACCAGGCUUCCCCAAGGGUUCAAGAACUCCCCUACGCUGUUUGAUGAAGCCCUACACCAGGACUUGGCAGACUUCCGGGUAAGCCACCCAGAGUUGACUCUCCUACAAUACGUGGAUGACCUAUUGUUAGCUGCAGAGACUGAGCAGGGUUGCACGAGAGAUACGGAGGCCCUACUCUGUAGGCUGGGAGAGCUAGGAUACAGGGCUUCCGCGAAAAAGGCCCAACUUUGCACCCAAUGCGUGACCUACCUGGGCUACGUAUUGGAGGGGGGUCGGAGGUGGCUGACUGAGGAACAGAAAAAGGCCAUAGCGCUCAUCCCGCCGCCUAAAAAUGCUCGUCACCUCAGGGAGUUCUUGGGCAGCGCCGGUCUCUGCCGCCUCUGGAUACCGGGUUUUGCGGAGAUGGCAGCAUCCCUGUACCCCCUAACCAGGACAAAUUCCCCGUUCAUCUGGGGAAGGGAACAACAAUUAGCUUUUGACAGAAUAAAACGGGCCCUCUUGGAGGCCCCUGAAUUAAGCCUCCCGGACCCCGCUAAGCCCUUUACCCUCUAUGUGGAUAAAAAAAAAAGAAAAAUGACAAAAGGUGUCUUGACUCAGGAUUUGGGGCCCUGGAAAAGACCUGUGGCGUAUUUUUCAAAGAAACUGGACAGUGUCGCCUCGGGGUGGCCCCCUUGCCUCUGCAUGAUUGUGGCUGUGGCCGUCUUGGUGAAAGACUCAGACAAAUUGACUUUGGGGCAACCACUUACCAUAGUGGCACCCCAUGCCAUCGAGGCCGUCAUCCGCCAACCGCCAGAUAGAUGGCUCUCGAACGCCAGGGUCACCCACUACCAGGCCAUGCUGCUCAACCCUGAAUGGGUCCAGUAUGGAACUGCUGCCUCGAUCAACCCGGCCACCCUGCUUCCUGAGCCGGGGUCUGAAUCACAAGUCAACCACGACUGCCACCAAGUGUUAGCCGAAGUGCACGGGACCCGAGAGGACCUGACCGAUCUACCCCUGUCAAACGCAGUCACCUGGUAUAUGGACGGGAGCAGCUUCUUGCACCAAGGUGAGAAAAAGGCAGGGGCGGCAGUGAUUAAUGGGAAAACUGUCAUAUGGGCCUCUGCUCUGCCCCCAGGGACUUCGGCACAGAAGGCUGAACUUGUGGCCCUCACCCAAGCACUUUGUGCUGCUGAAAAUCGGAGAGUAAAUAUUUAUACAGACAGCCGUUAUGCCUUUGCCACUGCGCAUAUACAUGGAGAAAUAUAUCGGAGGAGAGGGUUGCUAACCUGAAGGGGCAAGGACAUUAAAAAUAAACAGGAGAUCCUAGACCUCCUACAAGCCCUCCACCUUCCUAAGAAAGUGAGCAUCAUCCACUGCCCAGGUCAUCAGAAGGGAGAUGACGCAGUGGCCAAGGGGAAUAGAAUGGCGGAUGAGGUAGCUAAAACAAGGGCCCUGGACAGCGUCACUCUAGUAACGCAGUCAUCUGAAACCUCAAAUAACCCUGGGUGGUCAUAUUCGGAGCAAGAUAUCCAGGGAAAAACAGUAUUGCCGAGAAAGGAAGCCAAGGACCUCAUAAAAGACCACCAUAGAUGGACCCACUUGGGACAUAAAAAGUUAAAGGCCCUACUGGACAGAAAGGAACUAACCUAUUUCAUAAUAGGACUGGACUCAUUAGCAAAACAAGCGACAGAAUCCUGUGUUCCUUGUGCAAAAGUAAAUCCAAAGUGUAUUAAAGUACCAGAGGGAGCAAGGAUGCGAGGGGCACGCCCGGGAACGAACUGGGAGGUGGACUUUACUGAGAUUCGUCCCGGUAGGUAUGGAAUUAAGUAUCUCCUAGUAUUUGUAGACACUUUCUCCGGCUGGACAGAGGCUUUUCCGGUAAAGAAGGAAACAGCGCAGGUAAUGGUCAAGAAAAUCUUGGAAGAAAUCUUUCCGUGGUUUGGCCUGCCUAAGGUACUGUGAUCCGAUAAUGGGCCGGCCUUUGUCUCCCGGGUAAGUCAGUUGGUGGCCAAGGUACUGGGGAUUGAUUGGAAAUUGCAUUGUGCGUACAGACCCCAGAGUUCAGGACAGGUAAAGCGCAUAAAUAGAACAAAAAAAAAAAAAAAAAGGGAGACCUUAACCAAAUUAAUGAUGGAGACUGGCGCUAGAGACUGGGUCGAGUUAUUACCAAUGGCCCUAUUCCGGGCCCGCAACACUCCCUCCGCGUUUGGGUUAACUCCGUAUAAAAUAUUGUAUGGGGGUCCUCCCCCAAUAGCUGACUUGUUGGGGCCUAGCAUUGACUCUUAUGCCACUCUCCCCAGUCUGCAGACCCGACUGAGAGCUCUGCAGCUGAUUCAAAAGCACGUGUGGAAACCUCUAGCGGCAGUGUACCAAUCCAAGUGCCCUACAGUGCCACACCCGUUCCAGAUUGGAGAUUCAGUGUACGUCCGCAGACAUCAGUCCAGGACCCUCGAGCCGCAUUGGAAGGGACCCUACACGGUGCUGCUGACGACACCCACUGCAGUGAAGGUCGACGGGAUUGCCGCCUGGGUUCACGCUUCCCACGUCAAGAAGGCACUGCCAGAGGGAGAAGGCCCUGCGGACGACUCAGCCAGAUGGACACUCCAGCGCACUCAAAACCCCCUCAAGAUAAGACUUUUAAAAACUGCUUAAUGUUUGUAAUCAUUAGCCUGUCGCCUGUAUUGCUUAUGACUCACCCUAGUCUCACCCUAUCCAGCUCGUCCCUCUCAAACGCCCAUACUCCGCAAAAGCUCACCUGGGAAGUGAUCUCCCCUUCGGGUAGCGUGGCCUGGUCAACCAACGACACUCGGGUCCCAGGGACAUGGUGGCCUUCUCUCCACCCAGACGUAUGCCAGAUGGUCCUGGGGCUAGAUACCUGGGAUCUACCCGAUCAGGACAGCAUCCCUCUGAAUCCAACGGGUCCGGUCAGAGACAAUCUUCCCUCGGGAUGUAGAUACCGAAACCGAAGAUGCUGAUUACUCCAGUUUGUUAGAGAUAGGCUGUCCACCGUACAGGCAUUAGUCCUCACACAACAGUAUCAAGCCCUGGCCACCAGUGACCAUAUUGAAACCCCUCAUUAACGGGCACACAAUUUUAGGAUUAAAAUUAGUUCAAAGAGAAAAUGGGGGAAUGAAAGAAGCGGCUAUGAGCCACCAUAAAAGUAGCCUUAAUAAAAAAAAAAAAAAAAAUGGGGCUCCUGAGACAAACAGUUCCAGAGACGGCCUUGGGAAAUGGGGAGUAAACCGGUUCACAGAGAAAGCAGUUAGCUACUAACCAGAGAUACAGGCAACAGAACAUCCUUCUAUGUAGAUAAGCCCCCUCCCCUGUGCUUGUUCAAGCUUAACAAAGAAA